AUGGCUCAAGCUAAACCUGUCUUGCUAACACCAGAUACAGUGUUACGUCGAGCCGCUGUAGGACACAACACAUCUGAGGUUGAUACACAGGCAAUUAAAGCAGAACAGCUCAAUUCCUCACUGAUAUCCUCUUUAAGAGCGGUGCGUGCAGUGGAUAACAGUAACACACCAAACCCUAUCUUUACAGCCAUGUUUGACAAUAUCACUAAUCACUAUAUCGAAUACUCACAGUUCCUUAACAUAGCCUCAACGAAGACCAUCCUGCAGCUUCGUUUAGAUGCACUUAGCUAUUAUAGCAACCCCAGUGACUAUGGCAACGUAGAAUCCAAAUUUGAUACUAUUGUUGUAGAUUUCAGACCACAAACCGCUGAUUUUGAUAGAUUUGCAUUUUCAACCAUUGACUUUUUGGUGUAUCCAGGGCUUGGUGUUGAAUAUUAUAGUGGUGCUAAAUUAGCUCGUACUCGAAAUGAAAUGAUUAAUGCAAUUCCCAGUAACGCCAGCCCAUCACAAAGAGGCGACUUUAUAGCCAUUAUUGAUCAGACAAUCUCCAAGUUUCCAAAUGGUGGCAAUUUAGGGCAAUUUUACACAAAGAAGAAUCUAAUGUAA
Molecule: messenger RNA, 606 nt
Organism: Mucor velutinosus
Lineage: Eukaryota; Fungi; Mucoromycota; Mucoromycetes; Mucorales; Mucoraceae
Exons: 1
Coding region: 1-606 (201 amino acids)
Source: RefSeq, a predicted model, not a curated record